AUGUAGACUGACGUACACGGAAGUAGCUGUGUGGCUAGUACAGAUGCUAGUCAUAUGAGGAUUCAUUUAAUAGAAUAGAAUAAUAAGAUUUAAUAGUUACGAUGGUACGACAGCAGCAGCUCAAUUCAUUAUCCGUGAAAACAUUAUUGUGACCAGCAACAAGAAAAUAACAUCAGGAUCUAAAUACAAUCUUUCUUUGAAGAACUCAUUUACUCCUCCACACACUCCAAUGUCAUCUGGUUGCCCGCCCCAGUCUCCUGCUGUGGCAAAGACUGAGGUCUCCGUAGAUGGGGAAUGCCCUCUGCUUGCUGCCACUUUCGCCUACUGGGACAACAUCCUGGGGCCCCGCGUACGCCACAUAUGGGCACCCAAGGGCAACCAAGUCAUGUACCUUAGCGAUGGAGAGGUGACUUUUCUAGCUAAUCACACUCUGAAUGGGGAGAUCCUGCGCAGUGCUGAAUGCGGAGCUGUGGAUGUGAAGUUCUUUGUCCUGGCGGAGAAGGGCGUCAUCAUAGUGUCACUAAUCUUUGAUGGUGAACUAAAAGGAGACAAGAACACAUGUGCCUUGUCCAUCAUCCUGCCUCAGACUGAGCUGGCCUUCUACCUGCCGCUGCAUGCCAUCUGUGUGGAGAGGCUCAAACACGUGAUACGCCGGGGUCGCAUUUGGAUGCAAAAGGGUUACAACAUCAUAUCAGUGCUAGGCUUGGAAAUCAUCCCAAUCAUGGAGCUUCUGGCAUCCAUGAAGACACACAGUGUCCCAGAUGACAUCGAUAUUAAAGACACAGUUCUUAAUGACGACGACAUUGGGGACAGCUGCCAUGAGGAUUUCCUGCACAAGGCCAUCAGCUCUCAUCUCCAGACAUGUGGCUGCUCAAUAGUAGUUGGGAGUAAUCCAGACAAAGUAAAUAAGAUUGUCAGAACGCUGUGCCUCUUCCUGACCCCCUCUGAGAGGAAAUGUUCGCGCCUCUGCAAGGCUGACUCCUCGUUCAAAUAUGACACUGGCCUGUUUGUUCAAGGUCUGCUGAAGGACUCCACAGGCAGCUUUGUUUUGCCUUUCCGCCAGGUGCUGUACUCUCCAUAUCCCACUACACACAUUGACGUUGACAUCAACACGGUAAAGCAGAUGCCACCGUGCCAUGAACACACAUAUAACCAGCGGCGCUACAUGCGCUCAGAGCUCAGUGCCCUGUGGAGGACCGACUGUGAGGACGAUAUACCCCCUGAUACUGUGAUCCACACUGAUGAGACCUUCACACCUGACCUAAAUAUAUUUCAAGAUGUCAUGCACAAAGACACUUUGGUGAAGUCAUUCAUUGAUGAGGUGUUCAUGCUGAAGCCAGGCCUGUCCCUGCGGAGCACCUAUCUGGCCCAGUUCCUGCUGCUGCUCCACAGGAAAGCCCUCACGCUGCUCAAGUACAUCGAGGACGAAACGCAAAAAGGGAAGAAGCCAUUCCGGUCUUUGCGUAAUCUCAAAACUGACUUGGACCUAACUGUUGAAGGCGACUUGAACAUUGUUAUGGCUUUGGCUGAGAAGUUAAGAGCAGGACUCCACUCGUUUGUUUUUGGGAAGCCAUUUUACACAAGCAUGCAAGAAAGAGAUGCACUAACGAGCUUUUGACACACGUUGGAUGGUACAUGUUUUUGCUUGUUCUUAUUUUGUUUUAAAGCAUGCACAUUGCUCCGUUGUCGAAGCAAAUACAUAUUAUGAUUGGCCUUUUAUGUCUUCAAGCAUGCAUGAUUAUAAUGUUACUGCUAAUACGAGCCAAAUGAUUUUAUGUUGCCAUGUCCUGCUGUUAUAGAAUUUUUUUGUUUUAGAAAAAUAAUAACUUAUUUUGAGCUCAAGUUUAAAUUAUUUUUGUGCCUAUGAAUGUGUUAUUUAUGUUGAAAGCAUGUGUUAUUAUACAGUGCAUUAUAAAGUUUGCCAAAUAAACGUUUUUAGCUGCCUUUACAACACAAACAUUUCAUCUGGCCUUAACAUUAUUUACAUAUAGCACCACUUAACCUUACAACACAUGAAAACAAAAAGAAAGUUGUUUCUAUCCUACUCAUCACCGUCAUGGUUGAAUAGUGUUUUUGUCUGUAGUUGACAGCGAUUGUCAUCAUUAUGUAUUUGCCCAGCUGUGUGUAAAAUUGAUUUGCUCUGAUUCUGGCCCCUCCUCAGAGCUACAGCUCUGCUAUUUGCAGUUCAGCUUAACCAGCCACACAGCAAACAUUCUACUGCGUUGUAUUUCCAGCAUGUUCAAUUGUGGUGGGAGUAUUGAUUAUGAAGAAUGAAAAUGGUGUUGUCAUUCCAAUGUGCCAAAAUCAAUUUUCACUGUCUUCACAAUAAAAGGUUUCAUGUUUUAAA
Messenger RNA from Boleophthalmus pectinirostris (great blue-spotted mudskipper), 2347 nucleotides. RefSeq names its product C9orf72-SMCR8 complex subunit (gene c9orf72). Gene Ontology annotation, molecular function: guanyl-nucleotide exchange factor activity. Lineage: Eukaryota; Metazoa; Chordata; Actinopteri; Gobiiformes; Gobiidae. The coding region runs from base 230 to 1618 and encodes 462 amino acids. The transcript has 10 exons. Gene Ontology annotation, cellular component: endosome; autophagosome. The record is from RefSeq and is a predicted model, not a curated record. Gene Ontology annotation, biological process: autophagy; endocytosis.